UAUGACCAAAGCUAGUGGUUGAAAAUGUCUGGCUGUGUUGAUCUAAAUGCAACUGUGAGACGUUUUGGUUUAAUAUGUAUUUUCAACGUUUUGCUGUGGAUAUGCCCCCUUGGCGCUGUUAUUCAGUCUAUCGUGAUCGACAAACAGACUGGCAAGCUUCAGCUGGUCGAGGGCUAUCAUGCCGACAAUGUGGCUUUUGCGAAAUUCACAGAUGACAUCUCAAAUUCAGGCUGGGCCUAUCUAGAGGUGACCACAAGUGGGCGCCAUAAUGACACCAUGCAGGCGUAUGCUGCGGGGGCGGUGGAGGGUGCCGCUACCUCAGAGCUCAUCUACAAACACUGGAUGAACACUAUUGUUGACUACUGUGGGCCAUUUGGAUACGAUACCGUUUAUUGCCAGAAGUUAAAGGACUACAUCACAGCUAACCUUCAGUGGGUCGUAGAACAGAUCGAGAAACAGCCUGACUCAGCGUACUGGCACCAGGUUCGCCUUGCACUGUUGCAGCUCAGAGGGAUGGAGGACGCCUACAACGACCAGCUGUCUUUCUCUACGGCCAUCCCAAAACUCAACCCAUUCGGUUUUCUGUUGUUUCAGAUGGGUGGAGAUCUGGAGGAUCUGGAGGCUGCGCUGAAUAAGAGCAGACCAUCACGGACGCUUGGCUCGGGCUCCUGCUCCGCCCUGGUGAAGCUGCUGCCAGGCAACAAAGAGCUGUUGGUGUCACAUGACACAUGGAACACUUACCAGUCCAUGUUGAGGAUCAUGAAGAAGUAUUCCUUCUCGUACCACACUUCAUCAAAAGAUGAGCAGCCCAUCCCUGGGGCCAUUCAGGCCUUCUCCUCCUACCCUGGGUCCAUCUUUUCAGGCGAUGACUUCUACAUCCUCAGCAGUGGGCUGGUUGCCAUGGAGACCACAAUCGGGAACAGUAACCCUGCCUUGUGGAAGUACGUGGUGCCGCAAGGCACGGUGAUGGAGUGGCUCCGAAACAUUGUUGCCAAUCGUCUUGCACAGACAGGCAAGCAGUGGGCUGAUGUCUUCAGCAAGUACAACAGUGGAACGUAUAAUAAUCAGUGGAUGAUUGUGGAUUAUAAAGUCUUCACUCCAGGAAGGACUGAUAUCACAGAGGAGCUUUUCACUGUUCUAGAGCAAAUUCCAGGUUUCAUUAUGGUCCAGGAUAAAACCACUGAGCUUUACGGAGCAGGUUACUGGGCUAGCUACAACAUCCCGUACUAUGAAGAGGUCUUCAAUGCCAGCGGCUGCCAGGAGUUGGUUCAGCAGUACGGGCCCUGGUUCUCCUUCGAUAUGAAUCCAAGGGCUCAGAUAUUCAGACGGAAUCAAACCUUAGUGACCGAUCUAGAGUCUAUGGUCAGGCUCAUGAGGUACAACAAUUAUGAGAAAGAUCCCCUGUCCCGGUGUGAUGGCUGUAACCCGAAACAGAAUGGAGAAAACACCAUCUCUGCACGCUCCGACCUUAACCCUGCCAAUGGCACCUAUCCUUUUGGAGCACUGAAACAGCGGCCUCACGGUGGAACGGACAUGAAGAUGACGUCGUACGGCAUGUAUAAGGAGUAUCAGAUGCUGGCUGCCAGUGGCCCUACGUGGGACCAGGUGCCGCCGUUCCAGUGGAGCAGCUCUCCGUACAGCGACCAGCUGCACAUGGGCCAUCCGGACCGCUGGGCCUUCCCUACAGUCCAUGUCAAAUGGGACACUGUCUGAACUCAAAGUAGCACACAUGCAAACAUGGACAAAUGCAACAAGUAGACACACACACACACACGCACACACACGUCAAAUGGGACACACGCACACUCUUUUGCACAAAGCCUUCCUAAUCAUCAUGAUCAUUAUGUCUAAAUCAAGACGGAGACUCCAAGAUGACAGUAUAGAGAAAAGAAAGGACUAAGGAGUGAAAGGGAAAACACAAGCCAUGGACAGGAUUGCUGAUGUUUAAUCUGUCAGUGGUUUCAGAUUAUUUUUUUAAUUAUUGUUUUCUGUUUGAUUUCAUGAGUUUUCUGAAUAAAACAAUUUUUAAAACGAUGAAUAAGACAAGUAGCCUAUAUGAGU
Molecule: messenger RNA, 2061 nt
Organism: Sardina pilchardus (European sardine)
Lineage: Eukaryota; Metazoa; Chordata; Actinopteri; Clupeiformes; Clupeidae
Gene: plbd2
Product: phospholipase B domain containing 2
Exons: 12
Coding region: 25-1713 (562 amino acids)
Biological process (GO): phospholipid catabolic process
Cellular component (GO): extracellular region
Molecular function (GO): glycerophospholipase activity
Source: RefSeq, a predicted model, not a curated record